Molecule: messenger RNA, 930 nt
Organism: Penicillium angulare
Lineage: Eukaryota; Fungi; Ascomycota; Eurotiomycetes; Eurotiales; Aspergillaceae
Exons: 6
Coding region: 1-930 (309 amino acids)
Molecular function (GO): succinate-semialdehyde dehydrogenase (NAD+) activity
Source: RefSeq, a predicted model, not a curated record
AUGGCUAUCUCCGAUAUUCAGUUGAAGGAUCCUUCCUUGUUGAUCGGUCAAAACUACAUCAAUGGAAAAUGGAUUGAAUCUGAGUCUGGCAAGCGGUUCAAUGUCACAGAUCCCACGACCGGAGCUCUCAUCGGAUCAUGUCCCGAAUCUGACUCGAAAUAUGCGCAUAAGGCGAUUCAAGCGGCGGCAGCAGCAAUGCCCGCAUGGCGCUCGCGCGAAGAUCUGACCAAACUCAUAACAUGGGAAAACGGAAAGGCAAAGCCCGAUGCAAAUGGCGAGGUUAUUUCCGCCGCCAGCUUCCUCGAGUGGUUCUCUGAGGAAGCGGCGCGAGUCUAUGGCGAUGUCAUUCCUCACAGCCAGCCAAACUUCCGCGUCUCUGUCCUGAAGGAACCUGUUGGUGUAUGCGGACUUAUCACACCUUGGAACUUCCCCGCCGCUAUGAUUACUAGGAAGCUUGGACCUGCAUUGGCCGCUGGAUGCACAGUAGUCGUUAAGACUGCUGGCGAGACGCCGUUUACAGCCAAUGCCGUGCUUAAGCUUGGGCCGAAUUUCUACGAGCCCACGAUUCUCACCAAUAUCACCGCUGAUAUGCUAGUGGUGAAAGAGGAGAUAUUUGGGCCUGUAGCACCGAUCUUCACAUUUGAUACUGAGGAUGAAGCGAUCGCGACUGCAAAUAAAUGUAAUGUGGGCCUUGCAUCGUACAUUUUCACCAAAAAUGGUACUCGAGCCAAUAGAGUUUCGGAACUUUUGCAGUUUGGCAUGGUGGCUGUCAAUACUGGUGUUGUCUCUGAUGCUGCUAGCCGUGAGUUCGGCGGAAUUAAGAAUUCUGGGAUGGGCCGUGAGGGCAGCAAGUAUGGAAUAGAGGACUACCUGCAGAUGAAGACUGUCGUGACAGGCAACAUCAAUGUAGUUUAUAAAGCUUCACUUUAA